Molecule: messenger RNA, 437 nt
Organism: Oryzias melastigma (Indian medaka)
Lineage: Eukaryota; Metazoa; Chordata; Actinopteri; Beloniformes; Adrianichthyidae
Product: T-cell activation inhibitor, mitochondrial-like
Cellular component (GO): mitochondrion
Source: RefSeq, a predicted model, not a curated record
GGCUGCUCACCGAAGAAGGAGCUGCGCUGAAGGCCUGUCUGCAGACCAUGUCUCUGAAGAGCCUCUCCAAGGAGCCCAGCAUCAGCUCCAGCCAGAUGAUCCAGUGCUGCAGCAGACUGCAGGAGCAGCAGCCCCCGCUCAUGCAGGGCCUGCAUGUCUCCGUGUCCCACUUCUACUCAGUCCUGCAGGACGGAGAGCUGUGUAUUCCAUGGGACUGGCACAGCUGAGGAGCAUACCCAGACUUUCUAGAGACUAGUCACCCGAUGCUGCCACCAGGGGGGUGAGCGCUGCACAUCUUGUGGAACACGUUUAUUGUGGAUAAAUGGAAGUGUGCACAUUUGUCGUCUUCUUUUUGAAUAGAAAAAGCCACAUGAAGCAGUGAAUAUUCAACUUACUGUAACUUUUUAACCAUUAACACCAGAAUUCCAGCAGAUUUU